Molecule: messenger RNA, 1450 nt
Organism: Nilaparvata lugens (brown planthopper)
Lineage: Eukaryota; Metazoa; Arthropoda; Insecta; Hemiptera; Delphacidae
Exons: 2
Coding region: 684-1340 (218 amino acids)
Source: RefSeq, a predicted model, not a curated record
AACAGUUUUAUAUCUCUCACCACUGAAAAUGUUUGGAAAAAGACUAAUUUUUCGUUUGACAAACAAUGAUUGUCCAAACUUUUAAAAAUGUUUGUCCCUGAGCUCCUCAACAAACAUUUAUGUCGAGCAUUUGUUCAGUGUGGACACGGCUUUGAUGAAAAACUUAUAUCCAUUAAAUCUCUAGAAUAUGAUGUGUUCUCAACGUUUCAUUGAAGAUCAUCAUCAACUCAGCUGUGUCUCAGCAUCCACAUCCAACUGAUUCAAAAACACCAAUAAGUAUGUUUAUAUCAUGAAAUAACCUGAAAACUCUGAAGCUACUUACACUGCACAACGGAAUCAUCAUCACACGGUAUGUAAAUCCAACAUUAAAUGAAAAUAUUAUUCCAAACCUCACCUCAAUCAUGUAAAUUUUAAGAAUAUUUCAACCUUAAUAUGAGUUGUCAAAAAAUGGCUACAAAACACUAUUCAAAUUCUGCGUGAUCCACAGUCCAAUGACUUAAUCAUUUCAAAAAAUGUACCCGAUAAUUUCGAAUAACACAAUCUAUCCCUGAUUCGAGACAUCAUCAAUCGAAGCUCAUAACAUGAGAAACUGAUUAAAACCAAUCCAUUAUCCAAUAUCUUGCAUCCUAUAUCUUUGAGUGUUGUAUUCUAAAAAGAGAUUGUAGAUACAAAACAAGUCGACCAUGGCGAAACCUGUGAAGAAUACAAACAUCAUGAGUGAGGCGAGCAUGAGAGCACAGAUCCUCCGACAGCGGCAGCAGCAAGAAAUGAUAGAAAGAAGCAAAAAUAUAAGGCUGCGAUGGUUUGAGAAGAAUUACGAGCGUGUAUACUUGAAUCCAACACGCCCACCUGACAGUGUACCCAAGAAAGCGGCCGUACUGUACGAACAAGUGACUCGUAUGCGACAAGAUAUGUUCCAGCGAGAUAGAGACGAGAAAAUUGCUAAGAAAUUGGAAAGAAGUGGCGUUGAUGUUAAACCGGUUACAACCACCGAGAAUCCAGAAGACCUCCAGGAAAAACUUCUUCGUGGACCAAUGUAUCCAGUUCCAAAAGAUGUGAUGGACACUCUAUAUGAAGGAAUCAGUCAUAACGACGAGGGGCGAGCACGUUAUCUGAAACUUCGAUUGAAAAGUUCGCCGGAGAAUAAGUACUUGCAUCCAGUAACCUCGUCACAUACUUACGGCUGGAAGGUGGGCGAGAGAGCUUUUCCACAGCGCAGACUGGGAAGAAGAGCUGUCAUCAGAGACAGCUUCACGCGGAGAAACGGAGCACUCAAAAUGGAUUCAAGGUAUUGGAGAAAGCCUCAACCAGCUGGUCACAUAGGAUUUGACAUGCUUUAGAAGUUUCUCCGAUUGACAGACACACUUUUCAUAACACUCCUCAAGCUAUCGCUUCAUGGAAAUUGAACAGCUUUCGAGAAAAUACAAAAUAUUGACACAGAAUGACAGAA